This is a messenger RNA of Ricinus communis (castor bean), 1585 nucleotides long. RefSeq names its product AT-hook motif nuclear-localized protein 9. Bases 233 to 1294 code for a protein of 353 amino acids. The transcript is spliced from 5 exons. NCBI's taxonomy places the organism in Eukaryota, Viridiplantae, Streptophyta, Magnoliopsida, Malpighiales, Euphorbiaceae. Gene Ontology annotation, molecular function: minor groove of adenine-thymine-rich DNA binding. The record is from RefSeq and is a predicted model, not a curated record.
AAGGGCAUUGAUGGAAUAUAGAAAAGAAACCAGCCCAAGGUUUCCUUUAUGGCGCCUUUUCUACCUUAUUCUGUCUAUUAUUUAGUUCAGCACCCUUCUCCUUCUCCAUCUUUUGUUCUUCUCCUUCCCCAUAUUUAGUUCUUUAUAUAUAUAUCAAGAUCAGUAUAUAAUUUACAUAUAUUACUCCUUUAUAAAAUAUAUAAUAUGUAGGUAUACGUGAAAGGUUUUGUGCAUGGAAGAUAAUAACAGUAAUACUGUAUCAGCAGCCACACAGGUGUCUCCGGCUACUACUAAGGAGGACGAUCAACAAGUGAGGGAGGCGGGUCAAGAUUGCGGUGGAGGCACUGUGGAGGCAUAUCUCGAAAGUGAUCAUAUAAGGGUGAGUAGUCGCAGAGCUGAAAUAACAGUGAAAAGAAAAAGAGGGAGACCUAGGAAGUUUGAUCAUCAUCAUCAUCAUCAUCAUAUUCAAAUGGAUCAUGAAAAUACAAUGUCGAAUGUGUCACCUUCUUCUUCUAAUUUCUUGAGGAGCUGUGAGAAGAGAGGAAGAGGGCGGCCUCGUGGUUCUGGUAGAUUGCAGCUCUUGGCUGCUCUUGGUGGUUUUGCUGCAGAAACAGCAGGAGGAAUCUUAAUUCCUCAUGUGAUUACUGUGAAUACAGGAGAGGAUAUCGUAAGCAAGAUAUCAUCAUUCGCCCAAAGGGGUCCUCGAGCAGUUUGCGUUCUUUCUGCUACUGGCGUUGUUUCAUGUGUUAUCAUUCGUCAACCUGGUUCUUCUGGUGGACUUCUGAGAUGUGAGGGCCACUUUGAGAUUCUUUCUCUGUCAGGAUCAUUUACAUUUAGAGAGACAAGUACUGCACGUCGUAAAAUUGGCGUGUUAAGUGUUACACUGGCAAAACCUGAUGGCCAAGUUUUUGGUGGUGGUGUUGUUGGUUCUUUAAUAGCAUCAGGUCCUAUCCAACUGAUUGUUGCCAGCUUCAAGCAGAACAUUAGUAAGGAACUCAAGUUAAGGCAAUCUUCUGAAUCUUCAACUUGCAGUGUGCCUGGUAAUACGGAAAUGGUCAGAGUCCCUAUCCAAAUUGUAGGAAUCACAGAUGGUGGUGGUGAUCAAGAGAACUGCACACCAACAUCUCCAGUUGUGGAACCCAGAAAUGCUGAAGCAGAGAACACAAUCAUUACAAAACAACACAUGAAGCCUGUUCCUCAAAAUGGAAGUGGACAAACUGUAGUGCAGUCGCCUCAGCAGAUUUCAGACGAAAAAGUAUCUCCUGACAUCAAUGUCAGUGUCGCUGAGAUUUGAAGAUCUCUAGUUCCUGAUAAUUGAAUUAUGGCAUUAUGUUAAUUGUUUCUGUAAUGUUUCUUAUCCGAUUAGACUUCCUUUUUCUUUCCUUUUAGUUUUAAUAAUUAGUGGCAGAAUAACUGUCAUAGAGAAAUGAAGGUCCUUCUGAUACAUAUUAUUACAGUAACGGACUGCAGGGAUUAUUACAUGGUUAACGGAACUGCUAUGAUUGUCGUUUUAGAAAUGCUACUAUAUAUUACAUGUGAUCUGAUAUCCAAUUUGGCAAAGAGAUGAACCUCAAAUUUAUGUAUU